Paecilomyces variotii is the source of this 1280-nucleotide messenger RNA. RefSeq names its product exoribonuclease complex, subunit Rrp45. Lineage: Eukaryota; Fungi; Ascomycota; Eurotiomycetes; Eurotiales; Thermoascaceae. The transcript has 3 exons. Gene Ontology annotation, biological process: TRAMP-dependent tRNA surveillance pathway; U5 snRNA 3'-end processing; nuclear polyadenylation-dependent mRNA catabolic process. The record is from RefSeq and is a predicted model, not a curated record. Bases 86 to 964 code for a protein of 292 amino acids. Gene Ontology annotation, cellular component: cytoplasmic exosome (RNase complex); nuclear exosome (RNase complex).
CUCUACUAACCUGCGCGAGGCGAUCUCUUUGCUCAGUCGGCGCUGGGGCCAAGCUCCCCUCCGCGCGAGUGCUUUUUCUCCAAGCAUGUCCAAAGAAGCGCCGCUCUCUAUUGCGGAGCGCGAUUUUAUCCUUGAGGCGCUGCAGGAAGAUGUGCGCUUGGAUGGACGUCGUUUUGACGAAUUCCGUCCUCUGCACAUCUCCUUUGGUCCUGAAUAUGGGCUGGUGACGGUGCGGCUAGGACGGACAACCGUUGCUGUCCGCAUUUCUGCAGAGGUGAGCAAACCUCGCGAUGACCGUCCGACAGAUGGCAUCUUCCUCAUCGCGCUCGAGUUGAGUGCUAUGGGCUCUCCAGCAUGGGAGAACGGACGUCAGAUCGAUCUCGAGCCCUACGUGACGCGGAUCCUUGACAGAGUUAUCCGCCACUCCAAUGCUCUGGACACAGAAUCUCUCUGCAUUGUGAAGGGAGUCAGCUGCUGGAGCAUCCGUGCGGACGUACACGUUCUUGACUACGACGGCAAUCUGAUCGAUGCAUCCUGUAUCGCUGUCAUGGCAGGCCUCCAGCACUUCCGUCGACCUGACGCCGUAGUGAAAGAUGGACAGGUUGUCGUUUACGACAUUGAUGAGCGUGUCCCGGUCCCGCUUAACAUCACCCACAAGCCGCUUACAGUUACCUUCCAUACAUUCAAUGAGGGAAAGUCGCUUCUCAUGGAUGCAACCCUCAAAGAGGAACAGGCAGCAGAGGGCGAUAUCGUGAUUGCUUUGAACAACACUGGGGAUAUCUGCACCUUGACCAAGUCAUCCGGCUUCCCCGUUAGUGCGAUGAACAUUGUGGUCAAGUCAUCUCUUGCGCUGCAAAAGGUCAAAGAGAUCAAUGCAACUAUUGAGAAGCUUCUGGCGGCUGAUAUGGCGCAGCGUGCCAAAAGGAAUCGUGGAGCUGAAUCGAGUGCGCAGAACGAUCGGUGAUAGUCGUAUGAUCGGUAGUGGGCGGUUUGUCUCGUUUCCAAAAAGAAAAACCAUGUAUCAUAAUCAUUCAACGGACUUCAAAAAGGAAGGAAUUCAGAAAUAAUGAAGUGAUGACUUAUCGAGAUAGUCAGACCGUUGCAGCAUCGUCAGCACGUGGGAGAAAUUGCGGAGUGCCGUUAUAAAUAAAUCUCGUAUCAACUCUUGGCGGUAAAACGGCCGCGUGGAACUUAUCCACAGUGCAAGACGGAGUAACUUGUACUCCUAGACCUAAUUUAUCACGGCCUAGGCAGAACAGAUAGAUCGUGGAUGCCGUCGC